UGGAGGCAGGUGUGGAGGGAACAGGUGUGUGGGGGCGGCGGGGGGCAGGACAGGUGAGGCAGGUGGCGGGGCGGCACUCCCCUUUGGCAGGACACUACACCUGGCUCAUAAUGGCGGCUCACUAAUUGCCGAGGUAAGGAGCACACGGGCCAGGUAAUGGGUGGCCGUGGCGUGUUAAUCUUUGCCCCUGGACUCGCCGAGCCUCGCCCCUCGACACUCACGCCUCAUAAUUACUCUGUCUGUCCGCCUCUCCCGCCGCGUCCUCCCCCGGGCCUGCCGCUCUUCAUUACCCCGCCGCGGCUCCUCCCGGGGCUCGCGUGACGGCCAGGAAGGGAAACUUUUAGUCGUGCCAGUCCUCCCGAGAGACGCCGCGCAGGAGCCUCGUGGCAGCACCUGGAGGUGGCGGCGAGCGUGAAAGUGUCCCUUCCAUUAUGAAGAUCAACCAUCCAUGGGCCCGGCAGUCCGUGGGAGUCACCAGAAGGAGAGUCGCAAGCUCCUGUCGCUGGUGCCCCGACGUUGAGGAGGCGGUGCGUCGGAUUAGCUGGAGCCAGCGUGGCCCGGCGAGGCGGCGGCGGCUCUUAGCGCCGCGCCAAAGCCCUACUUAGCAGGCGCCCCCACGCCCGCACCGACAUAAACAACGUUACGACGCGAUCGUCCGUAUGGGAACGCGGCAAGAAAAACAGUUUCUGGAAGGCUCUUUGUUUGCCCUGCAGCCAGGAGGGACGACGCGGAGGGCUGGCGGAGGCGAAGACAGAGGAGCGACGCGUUGCAACGCAAGAAAAUAAGCUCGUCCAUAACGCUUCAAGGAGGUCAAGUCGAUCCCAACGACGCUGUAAAGUAAAGUCUGACGAAGCCUCCUGUCCUCAGGAGGCUGAUGGCGGCCCUCCACCACACCUGGCUGGCGGCGCAGGUGUGCGGGGCGCGCGGCGGCGACCCUGAGGAGGGGAACUCAUCAUCACCAUCAGCAGCAAAACUGGAGUUAGUGCCGCCUUCCAGCAGCCCGUGGAGUGCCACCGCGCGCUCAGUUGUGGCUCGCCCGCUCACGGACCGGUUCACGACACUCCCGCUGCACGCUGCCCCACGCGGCCACACAGCACUCAUACCCCUCAGGGAGGUGCCUAGCGACACCCACACCCACACCCACACCCAGCCACACCCACACCCAGCCACACCCACACACACACACAAAGAGUUGUCGCACGCUACACGCUGUACAAAGCCGCACAGCCAUGGGCGCCAAGACACAGGACAGCAGGGCAUCGUAACAGCACACGCCUGUGGGGUGCAGGCCGCGACGCCCCGCCGCUCCCAAAGUUGCGGCUCGAGCACAAAGUUGGCGUUGCCGCCGAGGCCCAGCGGGCGAGGCGCGAGGCCAGUCAGUGUGUCAGUCAGGCUGCGUCCUGCACCAGUGCCGGCGGUCCCCAGCCCGCGGGCCGCGCCACGCCACCCGCCACGAGUGUCGCCGCGUGCCGGGCCACCUCGGGCACCACGCCACCCGCCGCGGCGGUGAAGUGCCUCGCGUGUGCCGUGAUAACUGUGUGACAAACGCUGACGUACACCCGCUGGUAACACCCUUCUCCCAGAGCCUCAAGGUGUCGCCCGCUGCUGACGGAGCCGAGGGGCGCACCUGCCAGGGCGGCGACGGGGCGGCAGGUGUGUGGCACCGACACACCUGCCCGGGGCAAAACAGGACGCGGAGGAGCCUUACCUGGGGUGUACCUGUGGCCGGGAGACGUGCACCCGUAGCGAAGGGGUUGGUCACUUGUCGCCACUCAUCUGCUGCUGCUUGGUAAGUGUUCCUCCUCCUCUUCUUCCUCUGUUGCCUCCUCUUUCUCCUUUUCUUCCUCCAUUUUCUUGAUUUCCUACUCUUCUUCCUCCUCCUCCUCCUCCUCCUCCUCUUCCUCCUCCUCUGCCUCCUUCUCCUCCAUUUUCUUUCUCUAUUUCAUCCUUUUUCUCUUUUUCCUCUUCCUCCUCCUUUUAAUUUUUCUCCUCCUUCUCUUCUUUCUCUUUUUCUUUCUCAUUCCCUCUCUCUUUUUCUUUCUCUUCCUCCUCCUUCUUUUCCUCUUCCU
Molecule: messenger RNA, 2069 nt
Organism: Eriocheir sinensis (Chinese mitten crab)
Lineage: Eukaryota; Metazoa; Arthropoda; Malacostraca; Decapoda; Varunidae
Exons: 2
Coding region: 875-1510 (211 amino acids)
Source: RefSeq, a predicted model, not a curated record